Molecule: messenger RNA, 1242 nt
Organism: Lasiodiplodia theobromae
Lineage: Eukaryota; Fungi; Ascomycota; Dothideomycetes; Botryosphaeriales; Botryosphaeriaceae
Product: Glucanbeta-glucosidase
Exons: 4
Coding region: 1-1242 (413 amino acids)
Biological process (GO): glucan catabolic process
Cellular component (GO): cell surface; extracellular region
Molecular function (GO): glucan exo-1,3-beta-glucosidase activity
Source: RefSeq, a predicted model, not a curated record
AUGCUUUCAAGAUACUUGGCUUCUGCCUUGCUGGCUGCUCACGCAGCCCUGGGUGGCGUCAUUGACAAGCGGAAGGGCUCUUUCAAUUGGGGCUCUGACAAGGUUCGCGGCGUCAACAUUGGAGGAUGGCUCGUCCUGGAACCAUGGAUCACCCCCUCCAUAUUUGAACAGUUCGACGCGUCCCAGGGCAUCGUCGAUGAGUUUACCCUGUGUGAGAAGCUCGGGGCGGACAAGGCCCUGGAGGUUCUGCGGCCGCACUGGGACAGCUGGGUCGGCUACGAGGACUUUCAGCGCAUUGCGGAUGCCGGGAUGAACCUGGUCAGAAUCCCAGUCGGAUUCUGGGCCUUCGACACCUUUGGCGCGCCAUACGUGAAAGGUGCCGCGCCCUACAUCGACGCUGCCAUUGACUGGGCCAGAGGUACCGGGCUGAAGAUAAUAAUCGAUCUUCACGGCGCACCGGGCUCGCAGAAUGGUUACGACAACUCCGGGCAGCGCAUGGACUACCCCCAAUGGCUCCAAGGCGACACAGUGGCACAGACGCUUUCCGUCCUUCAUACAAUUGCCGAAAAGUACGGCCAGGCCGAGUACGACGACGUGAUGGCGGGCAUCCAGCUGCUGAAUGAGCCGGCUGGCUACCAACUGGACCUCAACACCAUCAGGCAGUUCAACCGCGACGGCUACGGCAAGGUCCGCGAGGUGGGCGCGAGGACGGUCGUCUUGCAUGACGCCUUCCAGAGUCCGGCCUCCUACAAUGGCUACAUGACGCCGUCGGACAACAACGUGCGCAGCGUCGCGCUCGACCACCACGAGUACCAGGUUUUCGACAACGGCAUGAUCCAGUGGAGUGCGGAGCAGCAUCGCCAGGGCGUGUGUAACAACAAGGGCCGUUGGGAGGGUGCGGACAAGUGGACGUUUGUGGGCGAGUGGACUGGAGCCAUGACUGAUUGCGCAAAGUGGUUGAACGGUUAUGGCCGCGGUGCCCGCUACGAUGGCUCGUAUGACGGUUCUACUUAUGUUGGCGACUGCGGCUUCGCUAGAGACCUCGGCUCGUGGGACCAGCAGCGCAAGGACGACACGCGCUGGUACAUCGAGACACAACUUUCGGCCUUCGAAAAGGUUAACGGCUGGGUAUUCUGGAACUUCAAGACGGAGUCAAGCCCGGAAUGGGAUUGGUCCAAACUGUCGGCCGCUGGUGUGUUCCCGAACCCAGUCACGGACAGGAAAUUCUCCGUCAUCUGUUAA